Amphimedon queenslandica is the source of this 1447-nucleotide messenger RNA. RefSeq names its product cap-specific mRNA (nucleoside-2'-O-)-methyltransferase 1-like. The transcript is spliced from 13 exons. Lineage: Eukaryota; Metazoa; Porifera; Demospongiae; Haplosclerida; Niphatidae. Bases 22 to 1290 code for a protein of 422 amino acids. Gene Ontology annotation, molecular function: protein binding; methyltransferase cap1 activity. Gene Ontology annotation, biological process: 7-methylguanosine mRNA capping. Gene Ontology annotation, cellular component: cytoplasm; nucleus. The record is from RefSeq and is a predicted model, not a curated record.
UAUUCUUUUAUUCUCAUUCCCAUGCUGUCAUAUUUUGGUUCCAGGUAUGUGGUAUGUAGAAGCCUCAAGGAAGACAAGCAAUCCGUCAAUCAAUAUUUAUUUUUUAUAAAUGAAACUAUUCAUGAACUGAGACAAGACGAAGAAGAAGAGAAAGAUAUUUUAGAGGUUGUUCCUAAUAAUUUAUUACAGACCGAACCAUUCUACACUUACAUUACUGACAGUAAUGACAGUAUCGGCAUUAAUCAAAUCAUAGCAUUAAAGAAGCUAAAAUAUUUCGUUAAAAAUACCAAUCUUCAAGAAACCAGACAAGCAGCUCUAAGAAACAAGUGCUUACAAUUAUGGGAGGUUCCUACUGUCCCUAGAGAGGCCCCUGUUGAUCGAACUGCUAAAGAGAUCUUUGAUAAUUGUUGGAAAAAACUGACUAGACGUCCUGAUGAAGACAUAAGCCUGUUUGUAUCCGAUAAUUUCAAAGACGUUAAAAUGGAGAGUCUGCCAUUUUUACUAGACCCUAACUCAUGGAAGUGGUGCUUCGCUUGUGGCAGGAGAUUCCUACUAGUCGGACUUGGAAGGAACCGAAUUCAUUCAUGGGACAUGAGAGGUCAAAGAGUUUCAUUCUUCCCUCGGUCUGAGUUACAGAUUGAGUUACCCAAAGGAACGAUCCUUGAAGUUGAGAUAAUACCUGAAAUGUCUGGGGAAGGUCGUGCACAGCGUCAAAUCAACGUUGUGUACAUUAUGGACGUCAUUGCCAUCUCACACGACAUGAGUUAUGCAAUGAAACCUCUAAAAGAAAGACUUGCUGUUGCAGAGAAGUUGUGCAAAGUUCUUAACAAACCAUGUCAGAAACAAUUCUUAACAUUGAAGGUUAAACCAUAUUAUCGCGUUGUUGACAUGAUAUCAACUUUUGGAGACUUGAGAUUACGUAACUGCAAAGGGUUAGGGGACGUACCUACAUUAGACGUCUCACAUGAUGAGUGGUUUAUAGCACCGAUUGGAGUUAUAUUCUGUAAAGUAUUAUUAGAGCCAUGGCAGCUUCAUUUCAGUCAAUCAAGUGGUAGGCUGUACUUUUUUAAUUAUAAAACGAACAAGAGCUCAUUCGAACCACCCAGAGAAUCAAUCUCACCAUUCCUAUCAGUACUUGCUACCAGGCACAUUUGGAGAUGGUUGCCUCACAUGUCUCGGGAUAUUUGUGACAUAGAGGAAGAGGAGGAGAAUCACUCAAGGAAGGAACUGGUUGGAGGAAGUCUGACUUGGUCCGUCUUGAGGUCGAAACUGGAGUCUAUUAAACGAUGAUGAUAAUUUUAAUAUUAUUAUUUAUUAUUUAUGGGCGUCAUUUUCAAUCUUCACUGUACAUAAAUCUCUCUCUCCUUUUUAUUGUUAAGUGUUGGAUGUCGAUUUUGUAUUAUAAUAAUUCAGAUCCCCCCUCUCUGAAUUUCUUUCACUCAUACAC